Corticium candelabrum is the source of this 2151-nucleotide messenger RNA. Its product is annotated as collagen alpha-1(I) chain-like. The transcript has 28 exons. The record is from RefSeq and is a predicted model, not a curated record. Gene Ontology annotation, molecular function: extracellular matrix structural constituent. NCBI's taxonomy places the organism in Eukaryota, Metazoa, Porifera, Homoscleromorpha, Homosclerophorida, Plakinidae. The coding region runs from base 28 to 1929 and encodes 633 amino acids.
AACUUGCCACUUUGCUUCUCUUUUGUUAUGGGUUUGCAAACGUCGUUUAGCUUGCAGCAGUUGAUGCUGGUAGUGGCGUUGACCUUACUUGCGCUCGUUCAAUUGGUUUGCUUUAUGUGGACGAUGAGUGAAUUGAAAGAAAUCAAAGAGAACGUCAUGAGUGUUUUGCUAGAGCGCACUGCACUAGAACGACAAGAUGAGCAACGCAGUGUCUUCAAACAUUUGAGAAAAUCUGAAGCCAAACGACAACUUCCCACUUCUAAUGCUACUGAUGUGCUUUUUGAAAAUCGACAUAGUACAAAUAUGUCCUGUGAACAGGGAGAAAGGGGAAGCAUUGGUUUCCCUGGACGUAGAGGACCAGCUGGUCUUCAAGGCAUUCAGGGAGUAGAUGGAAUGCCUGGAUUACCAGGAACACCAGGACGAAACGGAGCACGUGGACCCGAAGGUCCACCUGGUCGUCCUGGUGUACAAGGUCCACCAGGUCCCAAAGGAUAUCGGGGAAGACAAGGGAUGCAAGGAGAUCCGGGAGAACGAGGACCUCAAGGAUUUCCAGGGUUACCAGGGCCCACAGGACCAAGUGGACGAAAAGGUCCACGGGGAAAGCGUGGUUCAAGAGGCAAACGAGGUGUACAAGGGAACCCUGGCCCACCUGGAGAGUCUGGUAGUAAUGGUGCAAGAGGAAAUGAUGGAACGGAUGGAGCAAUGGGUCCUCGUGGACCUCCUGGUGAAAAAGGGAGACAAGGCAUCACUGGAGAUAUGGGUUAUCAAGGUCCUUUCGGUCCUCCUGGGCCAAAAGGUGAUUCUGGUCGUACGGGACGAAUUGGUUACAGAGGACUACCUGGUCCUACUGGACCACGUGGUGCUGCAGGUUUUAGAGGACAAGCAGGUCCUUCUGGUCAACAGGGCGAUCCAGGAUUGCGUGGACCUCAAGGCAGUCCUGGACUUGUAGGAGAGAAGGGAGAAACUGGACCACCAGGUCCAGAUGGUCCCAUGGGUUCUCCUGGAAUUCAAGGUGAACGAGGAGAACAGGGACUAAGUGGUAUUGUUGGUCCUCCAGGUGACCCUGGCACUAGAGGAGAGCCAGGUAGAGAUGGAGCGCCAGGAGGUUGGGGUUCAAAGGGUCAACGUGGAGAACCAGGGAGUCAUGGACCUCCUGGAAGACCAGGAAAAGAUGGUACCCAUGGUGUUCAGGGUCCACAAGGAGGUCAGGGUCCAAGAGGACCGCAGGGAGAGCAUGGAAAACCCGGUCUUCCAGGCCCACAGGGUCCUGUUGGUCCUCCGGGCCCACCAGGACAAAUGGCAUAUACGUAUGUAGAAUCUUCUGGCAAUGGUACAAUCACGAGAGUAUCACGAAGGUAUUACAGGAGCAUGGAGGCAAGGUCUGGUCUCAUGAUCAUUCAGCCAGAUGGUAGCAGAGACAGUCCUGGUUUGAGCUGCAAGGAACUGAAGUUGUGUCACCCUGAUCUAGACAACGGGUAUUACUGGUUAGACCCAAAUGGGGGUUGCAAGGUCGAUGCAGUUCGUGUUUACUGUAAUUUUACAGCCGGUGGUUCGACCUGCAUUCAGCCCAAGAAGAUACAAAGACUUUACAAGUCAUCAGUUGCUAAAUGGGACUACUCGAUUGAUUCCAUUCAGAUGCGUUUUCUAAAACUAAUGCACGAUCGAGGUCAUCAGAGACUGUUUUUGAGUCGUCAUUCAAAGGAUGCUGCUGUUAGUGACACUGUUGUUCGGUGCUGGAAUGGAUCGGAAAUUAGAACUAACAACACAGGAUGUUUCAAUCAUAAAACAGGCAAUGCUGACAAUGAAAUGGAUACAACUACUUGUUCACCUAAUUACGACAUUGACAACUUCUCUUGCUUGCCGGUUAUUGAUGUAUUAUCAAAACCUGACCAGUCAACUGUCAGUCUAGGAGAAACAUGCUUCAUUUAGAUAGAUGGUCAAUGAAAGUCUACUAUCAAUCUGUUUUAGUAUCUUUAAAGAAAAUUUUCUUGCUCCGUCAAUCUGCCAACAAUGUAACUGCAUGGUGUGGGUUGUCAUAAAGUCUCGGGCCAAUCAGCUGAGGCGUUCAUACCAGAUGGGGCUCUUCAUGCUCCCCGGAUGUUAGGCAGUGGCGAAAUUUAGGUUUGCAACUAAUUAGGUGCUAGAUGGCAG